AUGACGACCGUAUAUUCCAAUAUAUCUACUUUCAGUAGAUUUAAUCUUGAUGAAACUGAGUCGGAUAUACAAGUUUUCAUCAAAGAAUACAGAGAACGUGUGAAUGCACAAUUAAAUCGUGAGAUGGAAAAGAUUCCGACACCUUUUUUAUCCUUUCAUGAAACUAAAUUGCAAGUUCCACCAAAAGAUACGUGGCUUAAGGACAACCAAGAUAGAUUCUUUAAAGACACGCCCAACGAGUUUUUGAUCAAAGAAAGUUAUUUGUCUGAGAUGGGUUAUCUUACUAGCAUGAUUUACUCUCCUGGUGGAGAAUACCUAAUUGUCGGUCAUUCUACCGGGCUGAUACAGAUGCGUCAUGGUCGUACAGGAACAGUGCUGGCUACUCUCCGUAACAUCCAGUUUCCACCUAAAGCAGUGUACGCUUUAGAAUACAGCAAGGGUGAAGAAAGAAUUUGCUAUGCCGCCUGCACCGAUGGAGCCAUAUAUCGGAUUGAGAUUCCUAAUAUCGACACGGGUGCGGACGCUCAAGCUGAGUUUUGUAUUCGAGCAGAUCCGGCGCUAGAGUGGCUCAAUACACAGUUCUACAGCAGCCCAGGGAUGUCAUUGGCGGCGACUCCCUUUAUUACUCAAAGGUCACCAGCGCUUUCAGUGGGGGUCCCAGCAGAGAAUACGAAGAUAAUAGCUGGCUACGCGGAUACAUCCACUAAGAUUUUCGACAUAGAAACACAAGAGGUAGUGACAACAUUUAAAGUGCAUAAGCUGCGCUUGCAGUUCAUACCAAAGAAACUGCAGCGUGUCCAUCACGGACAAGUGUGUGCACUGCGAUGUCACCCGGAGAAACCCACCAUCUUCGCCACGGCCGCUUGGGAUAAAACCCUUAGGAUUUGGGAUACCCGUUGUAAAGUUGGCUGCAUGAUGACGUUUGAGGAUGUUGAUAUUUGUCAUGAUAGCAUUGACUUAAAUAGAGAACAAUGUAUCUCAGGUAGCUGGCAGACAACUGAAGCACUAAACGUGUGGGAUCUGGUUGCUAGGAAGAGGUUGAACAUCAUACGUGUACAGAAUCGAAGACCUGAUGUUGAUGGAGAGUACAUCUACGCUUGUAGAUAUUGGAGAUCUUCCGAUUACAACCGUAAAGGCAAGUACGGCAUAAUUGGCGGCAGUGGCACAGGUUGUGUCGAGGUGAUCAACCUGCACAACCGGUACAUCACUUGUUCCUAUCCUGCGCCAGGUUCUGUCCUGGCCAUCGCUAGCCAUGGAGACCGCAUCGCAUUCGGAGGGACUGCUCCUGUGUUCAACAUCGUCAGUUUCCACGAUCCAAAGCACGAGAAGUACAGGCCAGAAACAGAACCCGAGUACAACUACGCAGACCAUCCUAUAACCAUGUUCGACAUCCACUUGGACUACGACAGCGCGUCUUCCAUGACAGAAGAAAAUAUAAGGCAGACGAGAAAAUCCAGAAUAUCCAACAUAACAGACAUAUCUAGAGCUAGAGUGUCUGUGGUAGAGCCUAUGGGCACUGCCGACGGUGACAAAAAAUAAUUGACAACUGUUACUU
Messenger RNA from Pectinophora gossypiella (pink bollworm), 1555 nucleotides. RefSeq lists its product as uncharacterized. The record is from RefSeq and is a predicted model, not a curated record. The transcript is spliced from 9 exons. Bases 1 to 1539 code for a protein of 512 amino acids. Lineage: Eukaryota; Metazoa; Arthropoda; Insecta; Lepidoptera; Gelechiidae. Gene Ontology annotation, molecular function: protein binding.